This is a messenger RNA of Rubroshorea leprosula, 978 nucleotides long. The record is from the annotation of a GenBank genome assembly. Lineage: Eukaryota; Viridiplantae; Streptophyta; Magnoliopsida; Malvales; Dipterocarpaceae.
AGCCAAUUGGUUUGGGAGUCAUUGGCAAAAAGCUCGUUACAUGGGUAACUUAGAAAGCCUAAGGAAACUUGACAAGAAAAGAAAAGAAAAGAAAAAAAAAAAAAGAUAAGCCAGCACACAAAAAAGUUUGAUAAUUUCUACUCCAAUGUUUCUAAGUGCUUAGUAACUGGGGGUUAGGUAUGCGACCCAUAUCAGCUUUCACGUCAAACAGUAACUUGAAAUAUGAGUAUGUAAAGCACUUUGAAUUUGUGACUUAUUGAGUAACCGGGUGCUUUCAUCACAAAUGUUAGUAUUCGCGUCAAAAGAUAAGUGACAGCUCAAGGAAGAUUGUGAUGUAUGGCUAUAAAAAAAGGAGAAAAGAGAAAAAGAAAAGAAAAAAAAAAGGAGAAAGGUGGAGUUGUCUCCAUGGAAGGGGAUGCUAGCUGCAUCCAUGGCCUCCAAUACGACAAGGUGUGACACUUCUGACAAACGUUGGCCCUUCUUGCCAUACCCACACCGUCAAAGGGUGGUCCUGGUUGUUGUUGGCCACCAGGCAUCGCACCACCAUGCACGGGCGACCACCAAGGGACCAUCAGUUGCUAUCCGAAGUGAACCCAGCCGUUUUCCAGCGUCCCCACCUGCAAAAUUGCCGCCGGAUUUGCUGCUUUCUUCCUUCCCUGCCGCCGGCCACAGCUGGGUUGGCCCUGUUGAAGUCCUCCAAUUUUCCCGCCGGCUCUUCCCUUUACCGCCAGCUCCAGCUUUGCUUGUUGAGCAUUUUUGGUCCUUGAUUGCCCUGUGGUCUUAGCACUUGGAUUAGGCCUUCUGUCCUGCGUGACUAAGAAUUGAGCAUGCCCACUUGAGAUUCUUCGGUUUAUUUUUGAAAGUGAGAACGAUUGUGAAUUUCGGUUUUGUUUGUAAAGUUUGCUUGGUUUUGUCUCCAAUAUGGUCGUGAUAAUUGUGUGCCCGCUAGUGGGAGGUUUAUAAACGCUAGCACAUGUC